Messenger RNA from Stegastes partitus (bicolor damselfish), 3539 nucleotides. Its product is annotated as high-affinity choline transporter 1-like. The transcript is spliced from 8 exons. The record is from RefSeq and is a predicted model, not a curated record. Gene Ontology annotation, cellular component: plasma membrane. Bases 3 to 1673 code for a protein of 556 amino acids. Gene Ontology annotation, molecular function: choline:sodium symporter activity. NCBI's taxonomy places the organism in Eukaryota, Metazoa, Chordata, Actinopteri, Pomacentridae. Gene Ontology annotation, biological process: choline transport; acetylcholine biosynthetic process; transmembrane transport.
UCAUGGCUCUCAACAUCCCCGGAGUGAGCGUCAUGAUGCUCUUCUACCUGCUGGUGCUCGGCAUCGGCAUCUGGGCCUCCAUCAAGUCCAAGAAGGAGGCCAAGAAGGGCCACGGGGACAAAACGGAGAUGGCUCUGCUGGGCAACCGGGGCAUUAACCUGGUGGUCGGCAUCUUCACCAUGACAGCUACGUGGGUUGGAGGUGGCUUCAUCGUGGGCACGGCGGAGGCAGUGUACAACCCGUCCAUGGGCCUGAUCUGGGCCGUGAUGCCCAUAGCUGCCACCAUGUGCUUCAUCAUCGGUGGCCUCUUCUUCGCCGAGCCCAUGAGGAACAACAAAUACGUGACCAUGAUGGAUCCUUUCCAGAUCAAAUACGGAAAAGUACCGACAGCCGCUCUGUCGCUGGCUUCGCUUGUAUCGGAGAUUAUGUGGGUGACAGGGACACUCAUAGGAUUAGGCGUUACCAUGAGCGUGAUCCUGGACCUGUCCUACACGGUGAGCAUCUGGAUCUCCGCCGCCGUCGCCAUCACCUACACCCUGCUGGGAGGCCUCUACUCGGUGGCCUACACGGACAUCAUCCAGCUCAUCCUCAUCUUCAUCAGCCUGUGGCUGUGUGUCCCCUUCACCCUGAUCAACCCGGCUGUCCUGGACAUCACUGAGACGGCCUACAACAGAACCUACCAGUCUCCGUGGGUCGGCACUCUGGAGGCCGACAGAGCCUGGAGGUGGAUUGAUAACUUUCUGCUCCUGGGUUUGGGAAACUUGGGUCUGCAGAACUUCCACCAGAGGACGCUGUCGGCCGCCUCCUCCACCACGGCCAAGAUCACCUGCUUCGCCGCCGCGUUCAUCGUACCCACGUUGGGAAUCCCACCGAUACUCCUGGGAGCAGCAGCUGCAUCGACGAACUGGAACCUGACCUCUUACGGUUCUCCGUCUCCUGUGGAACGUGGGGAGACGGGACUCAUCCUGCCCAUCGCCCUGCAGCACCUCACCCCCACCUACAUCUCCAUCAUCGGCAUCGGGGCGGUGGCGGCCGCCGUGAUGUCCUCCACCGACUCGGCUUUACUGUCCGCGGCCUCCAUCUUCACCUCCAACAUCUACAAGAACAUCCUGAGGACACAGGCGUCCGAGCAGGAGAUCCAGUGGGUGAUCCGGGUCUCGGUGGUGGUGGUGGGCCUGGCCGGGACGUCUCUCACCUUCAUGGACAACAGCGUCCUGAUGAUCUGGAUGCUGCGCUCCGACCUCACCUACACCCUCAUGCUACCUCAGCUCGUCUGCGUCCUCUUCUUCAGGAUCUCCAACGGCUACGGGGCGGUGCUGGGCUGCACCGUCGGCAUCCUGCUCAGGGUGCUGUGCGGCGAGCCGCUGCUCGGGAUACCGCCCAUUCUCAAAUUCCCAGGAUGCACUCUGGUGAAGGGCGUGUACGUCCAGCGCUCUCCCAUCAGGACCAUCUGCAUGCUCUCUGCCGUGGCGGCCAUCUUGCUGUUCUCCUACCUGGCGUCGGUUCUGUUCAACAGAGGCCUGAUUCCUGAGAAGUGGGAUGUUUUCAAUGUAAAAGCUCAGUAUUCAACACAAACACGGGGUGGCGCCAAAUCCGACUUCAAGGACCAGGACUUGAAAGAACAAAACGAGAACGAUGAAGUGUGCGAACCAAUGCUAGAACUGACAUGUUAAACCUCAUUUGAAGUAACAUUUUUAUACAUUUCACAUUACUUUGUUAUGUUAAAAAAGCAAAAAAACAAAUAAUGAGACACUUUUAAUUAUAGUACAGUAUAUUUUGAAUUUUUUGUAUAUUUUUAUAUGCAGCAUAAAUGGAAGAACAUCUCACCUAUGCUCUUGGUUAUAAGAGCUUAGCAGUUUCUCUGCAAUUUUAUGCAGCAGUGAUGCUUUCAAGUGUUGUCGGAUGAGACAAUGGACCCCCGCCGCUCCGGCCAGACGCUCAGUUUGCAGGUUAGAGUUAGAGGUGCUGAUGUUUGGUUGAAUACUGAACCUUAAUUUCAAUAUUUUGUCAUCACAGAGAAGACGGAGGGCUUCUCAAAGCGUCACUACCACGUAUUAUAUAUAACAAUAUAGAAAACUUGAUUGUAAACGAUAAAAUAAUAACCUGUGGUGUGCAGUCUUUCCGCAACUUAAAUGACUCAUGUUAACGCAGGCUCAGCUCAACUGGAAAGCAUGAACAAAAAAACAAAUACAGUGAAAUACGAUGUGAGGAUACGGAUUAGGAUCAGGACCAAAAAACACAAAUAGGACCCACUUUCGACUGAAUUCUCCUAAAUGUCGAAUCUUAAAAGAUGCCUUCUAACACGGAGACUCUGGCAGCUGUGCUCAUGAGGGAAUCCGCCCACUCUGCUUCAGUCCUGCCUCCAGUUCAGGCUUCAGCGUUUCAGAACAGUAACGUAUGUUGAAACCGACGCAGGACCAGUAGUUUGGUUCAUACUGCCAACGUGCUGCACAACUGCCAAACACAUGAAUGUUAACCGACAGCCCACUGACCUGCUCUUUCAUGCUUUGAAGGCCAAUUUAAUUAUUCUGUACUCUGGCUUCAACAAAAACAGCCCACAUGAAAGCAAAAGGCGCUUCGGUGAGCCUAAAAUUUGCAAUCACGUAGUUAAUUUAAAAUAAACCCACUGUUUCUGCCAUUUACUUUCCUUCUUUUCUACACUCGGGCAUUAUUGUUGUGUUUUCUUUUUACUAUUCUUUCAGAUUUCUCGUCGAGGCUGUGGUCAGUGUGGUUUCUUGCACUCGGAAUGCAGCAGCCGCUCAGUGAUGUGUCUUUUUACAAGUGCUUUCUCACUUCUUUAGAAACUCACCAAGGAUUAUGUUAGACGUUAAAGGGAAGUUCUAGUAUUUAAUUAACCGGAAAUUAUAGUUUAAGGCACAAAAACAGCAUUAGGAUGGAGAGAUGUCGUGAUAGAUGAUGUUAUUUGUAAAAAACGACAUCAUGACUACACGAGGACAUCAUUCUAACACAGUCGAGCUGCAGCUACAGACGCCCUGCGCUUGUAUUUUGAGUUUAAAAUGACAAAAACUAAGCAAAGCUGAGGGAAUUUUUUCCCAAGUUUUCCUAAAAUAUCAGAGUGAAAUAUCUAGAAUCUGGAUGGAUGUGAGGGUUGAUUAUCAGAGCGGCAACCAUCUCUCUCCUGUAAUGAUCAAUUGACCACGAAUCCUGAAAAACCAUCAGGAUUUACGACUUUUCUUGGUGUCUGCAUCCCAAAACUCUCUGAUGUGAUGACAGAAACAAGGACAAGAGGUUAAAUGCUGGAACUUCCCUUUAAGCACUUGGACAAUAUUAUAGAUGUGCUGCUUAAAAAAAACAAAAAACAAACAAAAAAAAAAAACAGAACACUCUUCUCUACUGACUGCUUGUAUAAAUAAUCACUUAAUGGGUUACUGUUUAACUGAAAUAAUUAAGAUGGCUUCAAAUACAAUGAAUCUUGUGAAUAAUAUGUCUGAAAUGUAGCCGAACAUGGAUGUAAAGAAAAAAAAAGAAAACAAUGUUAGAAUUAAACACUUGGCUCCAGCCCAAGAUGCUUCACCUGA